GAUUCGAAGAUUAGGAAAUGCGUUGGAGCCUCAAAUUGAAGGUGUGGUGGCGGGGACUGAUCACGAGUCGGUGCCGAACCAGGCCAUCGUCUUCUUCAUCUUCGUUGCGAUCUCUCAGUUGAACCAACAUGAGUCGACCGCAUGAUGGACAGCGGAUUUUCUUUCCCUUUGGAAAUCCUUUUUGGAUUAUUUCCCCCAAAAGAUCUUCCCAAUCGCUGAAGAUUCGUGAAUUAUUGUUUUCGUUCGAGCAAGGUCUGGCAGAAAACUUGAAAAAGCUCAAGCCUAAGGAUGCCGCUGAUGUUCUUACUCUAUCUUGGAUGAGUCUUGCUAUGGAGUUCUUAUCAGAUGCUCAUAAUAGCAUAAGAACUUUCAUUAAUGAGCUUCAGUUACCUGUUUCUGACUGGGAUGAGAAAUGGAUCAGCAUAUAUUUGGACAGCAGUGUGAAAUUGCUUGAUGUUUGCAUUGCAUUAAUCUCCGAGCUGUCCAGAUUGGAUCAAGGCCAACUUCUGCUUCAGUAUGUGCUGCAUCUAGUGGACAUCUCGGCUAGUUAUCCUUCGUCUGAACAGCUUGUACGAGCUCAUUCAUAUCUUCAUGAAUGGAUCGAACACAUCUCUAAGAGCCCUAAACUAGACAACUUUGCUGUCGUCGUAGAGAGUCUUCAUCAAGGAACUCUUGAUCUCCCUAAGGUCAAGAGCUCCAAAGGGAAGGCACUGACGAGAGCCUUAUAUGGAGUUAAGGUCAUGACUAUAUUUAUUUGUGGCAUCUUUUCAGCAUCACUCUCAGGUUGCUCAAGAGCACUGAUAGACCUGCAUGUUUCUGCUGAUUUCCUUUGGUUUGAGGCCUUCAGUGACUUGCAAGCUAUUGUGAAUGAGAAAAUAGAGAGAAAAGUUGUCGGUGGGAAGGUGGUACUGUUCAAAGAGAUAGAAGCAGUCAAAAUAUGUGCUUCACAGUUACAUGAUUUGGCCAACCGUGUCAGCUGCAAGGAAGAACCUGUACAAGAUACAAGUGGCAUUACUCGUGCAGAUGAAGUGCCUGCACCAGGGAAGAACACUGAUUUUGAAAGAUGGAGGUUGCAAGGCUGUGUUACCAAUUUGGACGGCGCGGCAAAGAAGCUUGGCCAUGAGCUAGGUUCUCUCUCAAAUCAAGUCAAUGACUUCUUCGAAAUUAUUUUAAGGGGACGUGAUGCUCUGCUUUGCAAUCUUAGAGCAUCCGCUGUAACACAUGACAGUAUUAAUGACAUCAGGUCAUGAUGCCGUCGGAUUGUUCUAUGGGUUUUUAUUGCUUUGUUGGGUUUGGGCUAGCAAAGUUCCUUAACGUUGAUGAUGAGUUUGAAAAAGCAUGUUAUAUGUUUUGGUUGUACUUCAAUUUGUGCUGUAAAUUUGUAGUAUUAUGUGAUGUAUAUAA
Messenger RNA from Musa acuminata subsp. malaccensis (wild Malaysian banana), 1404 nucleotides. RefSeq names its product UPF0496 protein 4. NCBI's taxonomy places the organism in Eukaryota, Viridiplantae, Streptophyta, Magnoliopsida, Zingiberales, Musaceae. The record is from RefSeq and is a predicted model, not a curated record.